UCACGGCACAUACUCCAUUAGUUCGCACAUUAGUAUGAGUUAGUCGAAUUAUUUAAUUAAAUAAAGUAAUUUAAUAAGAGAGUGAAUUAAUAACAAUUAUUUGGUUCGGGCGCGCGAUCAGCGGCGCUUCGGACAACGGACGCUGGAUCUAAACAAGUGCGACAGUGAAACAUGUAUUAGUAAAUCUAUUUUAUAUUUUUUAAACUGUGAUUGUCGAAUUUGUUUGUCUGCUCGAUGGAUCAAAAUAAAGAUACGUCGAAUCUGAAACAAAAUCCACCGAAAUCGUACGAAGCAAAACCACAAACCGCCAUUAAUUACAGUGUUAACACCGGUAACUACACUGAAAACAAUCACAACCUCUUCCAAAUGAUUAAAUGCCACGAAGAUAGUCUCCUGAGACUCCACCAUUUGACCGCCGGCAGACAAAUGAACGGAGCCUACGAACCGACGUACCAAAACGAUUUAACUUGGUAUCCAAAAGAUUUACAACGACAAUACAUUAAGCCUGUUGAAUAUCUCUCUUACGAGGAUGUGAGAAGAAAAUAUGAUGAUGGCAAAACUCCGAAAGAGCGAGAAGUCCAGAAAGAAUCUGAGGAAGAGAGAGAUGGGAAAAUAGACGAAAGAAAGAAACCCAGAAGGAAUAGAACGACGUUCACGAGUCAGCAACUAGCUGCGUUAGAAAAGGUGUUUGAAAAAACUCAUUACCCUGAUGCGUUUGUAAGGGAAGAUUUAGCAGCAAGGGUCAAUUUGACUGAAGCGAGGGUGCAAGUAUGGUUCCAAAAUCGUCGAGCGAAAUUUAGAAGAAACGAAAGAUCAGCAUUAUCGAACCAUCGUGGAUCCGCUAAUCAGACCUCUCCAGAACCGAUAGCUGUGCCGAUUGGCAUCCCGCAUCAAACUGACCACAGACAAGACUUUUCGCGACCCAACAAAGAACCUUGGCUGCAUCAUUUCCAAACAAAUAACCUUAACCUAAAUCUAGGUAUUCCUUUAACCAAUUCCGGCUUAUACCAAAACGAUUAUUCGUUGAUGAUGCAGAACGUUAGUAAUAGACAAUACGUUCCAAAUUCAAACAGUUUGAUGGGCCAGAGCAUGGUCGGUUACAGUGGAAGUGGCGAGAAUUAUGGUUCAUGUGCUUUAAUCGGGGGAUAUAACGGAGCAUUGCCGUCGGCACAUCACAGUUCAUACAAUCUAAAUUUAAGAUUAAGACCGCACGACUUUAGUAUAAAUAAUAUAACUUUGUAAAAUAAGAUGUAUAUAUCCUAUUCGUGUUAGUAGCGAUAAGGUUUUGAGAAUUUAUUAAAUACCUAAAG
This is a messenger RNA of Manduca sexta (tobacco hornworm), 1310 nucleotides long. RefSeq names its product paired box protein Pax-6. The record is from RefSeq and is a predicted model, not a curated record. Gene Ontology annotation, biological process: regulation of transcription by RNA polymerase II. Lineage: Eukaryota; Metazoa; Arthropoda; Insecta; Lepidoptera; Sphingidae. Gene Ontology annotation, molecular function: DNA-binding transcription factor activity, RNA polymerase II-specific; RNA polymerase II transcription regulatory region sequence-specific DNA binding. The transcript is spliced from 3 exons. Bases 235 to 1242 code for a protein of 335 amino acids.